Periophthalmus magnuspinnatus is the source of this 1161-nucleotide messenger RNA. RefSeq names its product HIG1 domain family member 1A, mitochondrial-like. Gene Ontology annotation, biological process: mitochondrial respirasome assembly. NCBI's taxonomy places the organism in Eukaryota, Metazoa, Chordata, Actinopteri, Gobiiformes, Gobiidae. The coding region runs from base 78 to 347 and encodes 89 amino acids. Gene Ontology annotation, cellular component: mitochondrion. The transcript has 4 exons. The record is from RefSeq and is a predicted model, not a curated record.
CUGUGCGUCGUGUUUACUUCCUCGACUGAUCCGGAGGUUUCUUUCAGUUUGCUCAGUUAAACCUGAGUCCUUUUAAGAUGUCCGACUAUGAGGAGAACCAGUCCAAGUUUCUACGCAAAGCCAAGGAGAAUCCCUUCGUCCCUGUGGGGAUUACGGGAUUCAUUGGCAUUGUGGCGUACCAGCUGAUGAAGAUGAAACAUCGUGGUAAUACAAAGAUGUCUGUCCACCUCAUCCACAUGCGAGUGGCUGCCCAGGGUUUUGUGGUUGGAGCUAUGACCAUGGGUGUCAUAUAUUCAAUGUACCGGGAUUACAUCGCUCAUCCCAUUGAGGAAACCAAGGCCAAGUGAGGACUGUGUUUUCAGCAGUAACCUUUUGUAAAGUUUUUCCCUAAAAUGGUUUUGAUUCAAUUCGAUGAUGAAUGGGAGUAAAGUACUUUCUUUUAAGAUGCAUUGUUUGUUAGAUAGUGUUCAUCUGCUGUGAUUACAUUGAAUUCGGAUGCAGCCUCUGUGUCAGGGAGCAGGACAUUAUAUAUGAGUUAUGAGAUGUAUAUUUGAGUGGUUAUGAGAUGGGUUAUAACAGUCUAGAGUACAGCAACAACUGAUAUUUUCGUGUCUUUGUGUUUUGAGUGUGUAUUAUCCUACUUAUUCUUUAGUUUAUACUUGAUUAUAUUGAUUGACUGAUAUAUUAAGCCUAUCGGCUUUAUAUAUCAGUCAGUUGCACUUUUUACUCCACCAGUGGCCGAUAUUUAGUUUGGGCCGACCAGCUGCCUCAAGAAUACACCUAACGCUCUGUUUGAACACUUCAGUACAAGGAGGACUCUGCACAAAACGCGAUUCCACAGCUCUUGUGUCCACUUUGUACUAAAACGGGGUUGUGGAUGAUUUAGUAAUAAAUUCAAAAUACAUAACUUCUGCAUAAUGGUAAAUUGGCCCUGCUCAGGAUCUAAACAGUUGGCAUCAGCAUCGGCCAUGAAAAAAAAGACAUACACAUCAAUCUCUAGUUUAUACACUACCAAAAAACAUGCCUCCAAGAACCACUUGGGGCUUGAUAUUUUUUGGAUGUUUUAUAAUCUGUGUUGCACCACUGCUGAGAGAACUCAUUUGAAUGUGUCAUUGUAAUAAUAAACAAUAAACAUUGUAAUAAAUGUAUUUCUUUUCAUUA